AUGAACUUCCUUCGAAGGAGCAGGGAGAUUGGCCACCAAGGGAAGCACGGCAAGGAUGGGUACGCUCCCAGAUAUACCGACAGGCCUACGGGGUAUACAAACCACCGGAGGUAUUCUUAUUCUUCCGCAGACGAGGACUGCCCCCCGAGGGCUCCUCACAGUUCCACCUUCGGAACGAUCAUCUCCCCAAGUGACAAAAGGGGAUACGCGGCCAGCAGCUCAAAGAACUGCCCAUGCAAGUGCUGCCCCCAUUCGUCACGCCCGCCGGCGUCGGCGAUAGCGAGCAGCAGACGACGAAGGUGUGGGCGGCCUGGCUACGGCGAGGAUCCAAAGGAUGAUCGGCCGCCGGAGUCAUCUAGCUACCCAAUCUCAACCUAUCAAAGUCUUUCAGGCGGCCGCCAUGAGCCCACCGACACGCACGAGGUUCCAUCUGGACGGCACAGGUUAAUUAAUGACAUGCGUGGUGGUGGUCCCGCGGCUAGCAGUGCGAAAAGGAGGAGCAGGGCCGAGCAGGGGAGCUGGACCAUCAACGUCGUCGACAGAACUGACAGGUCCCGAGGCAGGCAUCACGAUGCAUACGGGGGACGGCUGAUCCCCCUUUCCCUUUCGAGGGACGCGAGCGCCACCGAAAUCAUGGAUCGGCUGGCACAUGACGGCAGACGAAACAAGGUCGUGGUGCACUGGAAGGACGGGGCGCGAGAGAACUUUGACGAGUAUGUUCCCGUGCGGGAUGCCCGUGAAUACGCCUCUCACCUCGAGGUCAAGAGGCGCAAGAACGUUCACUGGAUAUAG
This is a messenger RNA of Clonostachys byssicola, 792 nucleotides long. Lineage: Eukaryota; Fungi; Ascomycota; Sordariomycetes; Hypocreales; Bionectriaceae. The record is from the annotation of a GenBank genome assembly.